Molecule: messenger RNA, 2978 nt
Organism: Coregonus clupeaformis (lake whitefish)
Lineage: Eukaryota; Metazoa; Chordata; Actinopteri; Salmoniformes; Salmonidae
Product: cAMP-dependent protein kinase type I-alpha regulatory subunit-like
Exons: 11
Coding region: 121-1302 (393 amino acids)
Biological process (GO): regulation of protein phosphorylation
Cellular component (GO): cAMP-dependent protein kinase complex
Molecular function (GO): cAMP-dependent protein kinase regulator activity
Source: RefSeq, a predicted model, not a curated record
UUCCGGUAGGGCAGCCGUCCAACUAAGGACUGAGGGGGGGGAAAACAGGGACGAAGAACUGUCAGUUUCCGAAAUAAAGACAGCAUUUCAAUCGGGUUUGGUCAAUAGGUUUUGAGUGUGAUGGCGUCGGGCAGUACGAGCAGUGAGGAGGAGAGGAGUCUGAGGGAGUGUGAGCUGUAUGUGCAGAAACAUAACAUCCAACAGCUGCUGAAGGACUGCAUCGUACAGCUGUGUACCUCCAGGCCAGACAGACCCAUGGCCUUCCUCAGAGAGUACUUCCAGAGGCUGGAGAAGGAGGAGGCUAAGCAGAUCCUACAGCAGCAGAAGUCCAACUCUCGCUCCGACUCCCGUGAGGAUGAGGUGUCUCCUCCCAUGAACCCCGUGGUGAAGGGGCGGCGGCGGCGCGGCGCUAUCAGUGCCGAGGUCUACACCGAGGAGGACGCCGCCUCCUACGUGAGAAAGGUCAGGGGGGAUCAGCCCUCAGCCAAUCACGCAUCGCUACAGGUUAUUCCUAAAGACUACAAAACGAUGGCCGCCCUGGCUAAAGCUAUUGAGAAGAACGUGCUGUUUGCUCACCUGGACGACAAUGAGAGAAGUGACAUCUUUGACGCCAUGUUUUCUGUUACCUACAUCGCUGGGGAGACGGUCAUUCAGCAAGGUGAUGAGGGAGAUAACUUCUACGUCAUUGACCAGGGAGAGAUGGACGUGUAUGUGAACAAUGAGUGGGUGACCAAUAUUGGGGAGGGUGGCAGCUUUGGGGAACUAGCCCUGAUAUACGGAACCCCCAGGGCUGCCACGGUCCGAGCCAAGAGCAACGUCAAACUGUGGGGCAUCGACAGAGACAGCUACAGGAGGAUCCUCAUGGGUAGCACUUUGAGAAAGCGUAAGAUGUAUGAGGAAUUCCUCAGCAAGGUGUCCAUUUUAGAGUCUCUGGACAAGUGGGAGAGGCUGACUGUAGCUGAUGCUCUGGAGACGGUUCAGUUUGAGGACGGACAGAAGAUCGUGGUUCAGGGUGAACCUGGAGAUGAGUUCUUCAUCAUCCUGGAGGGAUCAGCGGCGGUGCUCCAGAGACGCUCAGAGAAUGAAGAGUUUGUAGAGGUGGGCAGACUGGGGCCCUCAGACUAUUUUGGUGAGAUCGCCCUGUUGAUGAACCGUCCCCGUGCUGCGACCGUGGUCUCCCGCGGCCCUCUGAAGUGUGUCAAGCUCGACCGACCGCGGUUCGAACGUGUUCUGGGGCCCUGCUCAGACAUCCUGAAGAGGAACAUUCAGCAGUACAACAGCUUUGUCUCUCUCUCCGUCUGAAUCCCUCCAUUCCUCUAUCGCUCCAUUCCUUCCUCCUCCUCCUCCUCCUCCUCCAUGCUCCUUCCUUAACCACGGGAUCUACCAAUGAUCUGCUUUAUUUUCUUAUUGGCCUGUUAAUGUUUCUAACCCUCCACCGAGGGGUCCAGAUCACAUGUCUAUUUACUUAGGCUGAUACUUUGUUGUUCUGGUGUUAUUUUAUCUGCUAUGAACCCAGAUUAAUUUGAUUUGACACGUUUGCAAUGAGCUCUGGAGGGCAUAAUAUUUCUGUAGUAUUUGAAUGUUAACUAUGAAGGGAGGAUGAGUUGUCUCUAGUGUUCAGAAGGCAACAGGUAGGGAGGGUUCAGACAUGAGAGAGGGUCUUUUCAGAGCCAGGGUUCCAAUAUAGAAUUAGAAUGUGGGUUCCAUGACUGUUCACCCGGUGUUCUCUCUGACGCUGGGUCUAAACUAAACUCUCGUUAGGAUCCAGAAGACUUUUGUGUGGGCUAGGGACACCACGGGAGUCUGCUCACAAUGGACGACACCCAGGGGUCGUGAUGUCACAAAUAAAUGUUCCUUUGUGACUUGUAGGGAAGAGAGAAGGAUUGGAACCGUAAAUGUAUCAUGACAUUAAGGAUGAUAUUGUGUCUUGAUAUUCCUAAUGUCUGGGGUAAGUCUAAAGUGGCUUAUGAGAGUGGAGAAACGUUGUUUUGAAUAGAUAUCCACCAAAGGCUGAUCUGUGUUCUUAUGCUUAACGUUUUCUAGUUGUUUUCUGAAACAUUAUUUGAGGGUACUACUGAGUAGAAGUAGACUGUCUCCAUGACGACCAUGGAGGUGAAGCGGUGUGCUAUUUUAUCUUUCUAGUUGCUUUAUAUAUAUUAGGGCAAUGACAGAACCAUAUUUUUUGCAGUUUGUUAUAUAUAUAUAUAUAUAUAUAUAUAUACAUACACACACACACACACUUUUGACCAGGGUCAUAGGGCACUGAACAAUGAACUAGCAGGCGCAAAGAAACUUGGUUUAAAAUGAAAAUAAAUAUAUAUUAUAUUAGAUAUAUAUUUCUUUAUGUAUUUAUACACAUUUAAACCAAGUUUCUAUGUGCCUGCUAGUUCACUGUGUAAGCAUCAGGUCCCAGUAGUUCAGAGGAGCGAGGGUAGACUGAUGUGUCCCAAAUGGCACCCUAUUCCCAAUCUAGCGCACUACUUUUGACUAGAGCCUUACGACCCUGGUCAAAAGUAGUGCACUUCCUAGGCUGCCAUUUAGGACGCAUCCUAAAUGUUAACGAUCAGACUGCCUUAUUUUUUUUCCCAUCAUGCUACAGGCCCAUUGGCUCCUAACGGCACCCUGUUCUGUAUGGACAAAGGAAGUGCCCUAUGUGGGGAAUAGGGUGUUAUUUGGGAUACAGGAGACGUACGCUUUCUCUUUCGGAACUAUCCCAGUGCCAUGUGGCAUCAAGGGAGAUGUAUGGUAUUAAAUGAUCAUGCAUUCAUUGUCUGCGGUCCCAAAUGGCAUCUUAUCCACUACAGAGGCCUGGUCAAAAGUAGUGCACUUUUUCUAGUGUACCAUUUGGGAUGCUGCCGUUGUGUUUCUAGCUAAUAGAGUGGUUUGUUCCCCCUGAGCUUUUCACCAUGAAGUGGUUUGGAAUAGAGAACCGUAAUGCCAGCCACAACCAUGUUAGUGUCAUAAAGCUGUGGUUUCUA